Messenger RNA from Zophobas morio, 715 nucleotides. RefSeq lists its product as uncharacterized. The coding region runs from base 37 to 693 and encodes 218 amino acids. The record is from RefSeq and is a predicted model, not a curated record. NCBI's taxonomy places the organism in Eukaryota, Metazoa, Arthropoda, Insecta, Coleoptera, Tenebrionidae. Gene Ontology annotation, molecular function: chitin binding. The transcript is spliced from 2 exons. Gene Ontology annotation, cellular component: extracellular region.
CACACUUCACGCUCAAAUCACUACAAAGGUACUACAAUGGUACUAAAAAUGAGAACUCUUUGUCUGAUCACUGUGAUUGCAACUGUCUGUCACGCCACUGUCGCCCCCAAACAACCACCGAAACAUUGUACCCAACCAGGCCCUCUGUGUGAAACCUGCGUCAACAUUGUUACUUGUAUCCAGAACAGUGAUGGUACCUGGACGAAGAACAACAUAGGAACCUGUUCAGACAAAUCAGAAAAGUGCUUUAACGGUACUUGCACCACGGACUACGAACCCAUUUGUGACGGUACUGCCGAUUUGGACUUCCUCUGUCAAAAAGUGGGAAUUUUUCCCGACCCUUUUUAUUGUAACGAGUUCGUCUUGUGUGUUGACAAAGCGCACGGGAAGUUGGUACCGUUUGUGAACGAGUGUGGCGAUGGAUAUGGGUACAAUCCUGGUACUUCUGCCUGCGAUGUUCAGUUAGACGGUGGCCAGUGUACCGAGGGACAAUAUCCGGUACCACCUUGCAACUACAUAGGGCAGAGUGGUGCUUUGGACGAAAACGACUCAAUUUACUAUACUUGUGAGCAGUAUAGUAAAAUUAAGGAUGUUUUGUAUCCUGUGUUAGAUCGGUGUCCACAUGGAGAGGUGUAUCGUGAUUAUGGGUGUCACGAAAAUGGUAGUGAAGGGAGUGCGACAACCGCGGAAUAAAACUUUGUCGUUUUUAAAAUAA